Molecule: messenger RNA, 1843 nt
Organism: Sitodiplosis mosellana (orange wheat blossom midge)
Lineage: Eukaryota; Metazoa; Arthropoda; Insecta; Diptera; Cecidomyiidae
Product: angiotensin-converting enzyme-like
Exons: 7
Biological process (GO): proteolysis
Cellular component (GO): plasma membrane
Molecular function (GO): peptidyl-dipeptidase activity; metallopeptidase activity
Source: RefSeq, a predicted model, not a curated record
UCAGUCAUUUUCACGCUAUCUCCCCCAUCCAUUGAAGCCUCUCCGAAGAUUGAUGAUGGCUCGACCAUCUCUGAAGCUGAUAUGACCAAAAUUUUAAAUGAAUACAAUACAAAGGCAUCGGUAGUGUUUAACCGUGUCGAAUUGGCCAGUUGGGAUGUUGCCACCGAUGUAGGAAACAAAGAAAAGGAAGAAAAACUGACCAAAGAGGUAGGUGAAAGUGCAAAGUUUAUCCGUGAAUAUUACGACAAAUACUGGAAAGAUGCGCAAGAAUCUAGCUUCAAUGAUGAGUCUAUAAAAAGACAGUUGCAUUUCUUAAAGCAAUUGGGAACAGCUGCCUUGUCACCAGCUAAAUUGGAUCUCUUGACGAAUACAAUUACUGAUAUGACGACAGUUUAUAAUUCGGCAACGGUUUGUCCGUACACAGUCCAAACGUGCGCUGAUGACGAUCCAAAUCGCUUAACAUUGGAUCCGCAUAUAACUGCACGUUUUGCCGAAUCAAGAGAUUACGAUGAAUUAAAGUAUUUGUGGGUCAAAUGGCAUGAUGCAACCGGACCUAAAAUGAGAGCUAGCUAUCAAGACUACGUUGGUCUAAUGAAUGAAGUCGGUAAAGGAAACGGUUUCAAGAAUGCUGCCGAAUACUGGAAAGAUGCAUUCGAAGAUCCACAGUUCGAAGAGCAUGUAGAUGCAUUGUGGCUGAAAGUAAAACCACUGUACGAUGAACUACACAAUUACAUGCGACAUAAAUUAGUUGCAAUUUAUGGUGAUAAAAUUGAUCUCAAUGAUGAAAACAUACCAGCACAUUUGCUUGGCAACAUGUGGGCACAAAGUUGGCAAAAUUUAUAUGAAGAAACUAAGCCGUUCAAGGGUGGAGUAAUAAUCGAUGUCACAGAGAAAAUGAAGGAACUCAAAUAUGAUGCAUUCAAAAUGUUCGAAACAUCAAAUGAUUUCUACAUGAGCAUGGGCUUACCAUCGAAUAAAAUGAGCUACACCGGCAAAUCAGUAAUUACCAAACCGAACAACAGAACCAUUCAAUGUCACGCAUCUGCUUGGGAUUUCUACGACGGCAAAGAUUUUCGUAUCAAAAUGUGCACGAACAUCAAUCAAGAAGAUUUAAUUGUUAUUCAUCACGAAAUGGGCCACAUUCAGUAUUUCAUUCAAUACAAAGAUCAACCGACUGUUUUCCGAGCGGGAGCGAAUCCCGGAUUUCAUGAGGCCGUCGGAGAUACAAUUGCGUUGUCGGUCGCGAAUCCAAGGCAUUUGGUGAAGAUUGGUUUGCUCGACGAAUAUACUACCUCCAAGGAGAAUGACAUAAACGCUUUGUAUAUGGAAGCAUUGGGGCGAGUGGCUUUCCUUCCAUUCGGUUUGUUAAUUGAUAAAUGGCGUUGGGAUGCAUUCAGCGGUAAAGUCUCCGUUAACAAUUGGAACUCACAUUGGUGGAAGUUACGAAAACAAUACCAAAAAGUAACACCGCCAGUUGAACGAAGUGAAAAUGCUUUUGAUCCUGGUGCAAAGUUCCACGUACCUGCCGAUUCGCAAUACAUCUCGUACUUCAUAUCACACAUAUUGGAAUUCUCAUUUUACAAGGCGCUUUGUAUUGAAGCUGGUCAAUAUGAUCCCAAAAAUCCAAACGUACCAUUGUAUGCAUGUGACUUCUACAAAUCCAAGGAAGCUGGAAAGCGAUUAUCUGAUGGACUUAAGCUUGGCUCAAGCAAACAUUGGUCAGAAGCACUAAAAAUUAUGACGGGCAAGACUGAAGUAUCGGCAGAUGCUAUUCUUGAAUAUUUUCAACCAUUGCGUGAAGUUUUAGUACAAGAAACUCAACGAUUGCGCCAGGAAAAUGAAA